Molecule: messenger RNA, 856 nt
Organism: Mangifera indica (mango)
Lineage: Eukaryota; Viridiplantae; Streptophyta; Magnoliopsida; Sapindales; Anacardiaceae
Product: ubiquitin-conjugating enzyme E2-17 kDa-like
Exons: 5
Coding region: 201-647 (148 amino acids)
Biological process (GO): protein polyubiquitination
Cellular component (GO): nucleus
Molecular function (GO): ubiquitin conjugating enzyme activity
Source: RefSeq, a predicted model, not a curated record
AAAAUGACAAACUCGGACGUGCAAGCGUGUGUACAAAUGAAAAGGGUUUGAAGAGGGGAGAGGCGGGGGCGGCCGUUUCGAAUCGCAUCUACUUCGAUUCCGUUACCCUUUUUUAUCACCGCUGUUCACGUCCGAUCGCCUCCUCCAUCGCGAGGAACACAAGUUUUGCAGAUUUUAGGCUUUAGCUUUGUUGAACCGUCAUGGCUUCAAAGCGUAUCUUGAAGGAACUUAAGGAUUUGCAGAAGGAUCCUCCUACUUCCUGCAGCGCAGGUCCUGUGGCUGAAGACAUGUUCCAUUGGCAAGCCACAAUUAUGGGGCCACCGGAUAGCCCAUAUGCUGGAGGUGUAUUUGUGGCAUCUAUUCAUUUUCCUCCAGAUUAUCCUUUCAAGCCCCCGAAGGUUGCUUUUAGGACUAAGGUGUUCCAUCCAAACAUCAAUAGCAAUGGAAGCAUUUGCCUUGAUAUUCUUAAGGAACAGUGGAGCCCAGCUCUUACAAUUUCAAAGGUCCUUCUCUCUAUCUGCUCAUUGCUGACUGACCCAAAUCCUGAUGAUCCUCUUGUACCCGAGAUUGCCCACAUGUAUAAGUCAGACAAGGCGAAAUAUGAAGCCACUGCACGCAGCUGGACUCAGAAGUAUGCCAUGGGAUAAUAGUUUUAGGAUAUCUCAAAAAUCAAGCUGAACUUUAUGAAUAUGUUUGGUUUGUUAUGCUUUGUUUUUCCAGUGGUUGUACAAGGGUUGCGGGCUGUUUGGUAGUUUUUGAUACAAAGAAACUAUGUGGGGUUCUGUGGGAAGUUGUUAGGGCGAUAAUGCUUUUUGUUUAUGUGUCCAGUUUCUUAUUAAAAGCUCCUUUCAUGCAA